This is a messenger RNA of Symbiodinium natans, 858 nucleotides long. The record is from the annotation of a GenBank genome assembly. NCBI's taxonomy places the organism in Eukaryota, Dinophyceae, Suessiales, Symbiodiniaceae.
AUGGGCUGGGGCAAGGGCAGAGGCCGCCACGCAGCCGUCGUCGCUGCUGAAGCCGCGCUGGUCGGUGGGGCCGUCGUUGGCGCAGCCGCGGUCGCCACAGCUGCAUCCCGUCCACGGCCUCCACGCACCGAGGUGGUGGUGGUGCAAGGCGCUGGGGCGCCUGCAGCUGCGGCGCCCGUUGUGGUUGUGGCCGGCAAGGGCAAAGGCAAGGGCAAAGGAAAAGGCAAAGGCAAAGGAAAGUGGAAGGGCCCCGCGGUCCCUCGCUUGGGGAUUUCGGCCAUCGGCAUCCCAGCGACCGGCAUCGAGCUGCAGGGCGGCGUGACUUACUUCACCAUCGAUGUCCUUCCAGAACGCGCUACCUCCACCUAUCAAGUUCGGAGGAGAUAUCGCGAGUUUGAUGGGCUGCGUGCUGAAUUGCAAAACUUGGCACCGGGUUCCAUGAUCAACAGUGACUUUCCCCCGAAGCACCGCUUCUUCGGCUGCGAGGGUGAGCGGCUGGAGGCCCGGCGAGUGGGCCUGGAGAACUGGCUGAAGCGCACGCUCAACGACCCCAAGUCCAGCAGAGGACCGUGGUCCCUGCAGCUGCGGAACUUCCUCGAAGUUGGCCAGGUGCACACGCUCCCCGAUGUGACCCCGCUGCCUCACGCCAGCGCGCCUGCCUGGGAGGCUGCAUGGAGCGAGGAAGGUCAACUCCUCCAGAUCACUGUGCCCGCCGGGGUAGCUGCCGGUGAAACGAUAGCGGUCUCGGUCCCGGAUGGGCGCCAGCUGACCUGCACUCUGCCAGCUGGCUACUCGGCCGGAUCGCCGCUGGAAGUCUGGUUUGAGCCAAGCACGGGUACUCUCAGUCCCGUCGUCUGA